Messenger RNA from Spea bombifrons (plains spadefoot toad), 2689 nucleotides. RefSeq names its product Bardet-Biedl syndrome 9 (gene BBS9). The coding region runs from base 126 to 2672 and encodes 848 amino acids. Gene Ontology annotation, cellular component: membrane; BBSome. Gene Ontology annotation, biological process: cilium assembly. NCBI's taxonomy places the organism in Eukaryota, Metazoa, Chordata, Amphibia, Anura, Pelobatidae. The record is from RefSeq and is a predicted model, not a curated record. The transcript has 21 exons.
CUUAACAGCAAUAGCAACGGGGAUAGCAACCGCAUCGCUGAUUCUGGAACAGGAGAACGCCACAUUUCGGCGUUUUUAAGGCUGCCGACCGGCGGAAAAGCCUGCUGCAGGACAGAGCCUCUAAAAUGUCGCUGUUCAAAGCUCGUGAUUGGUGGUCCACAACAGUAGGAGAGAACGAAGAAUUUGACCAAGGAUGUAUGUGCGUGUCUGAUGUUGAUAACAGUGGAUCUGGCCAAGAUAAAAUAAUUUUGGGCAGUCACAGUGGAUUCCUUCGUAUCUUCUCUCCUCAUCCAUUGAAAACUGCUGAUGGUGGUCAGGCAGAAGAUUUACUGCUGGAAGUUCAGAUGCGUGAUCCUAUUCUCCAAGUAGAAGUUGGAAAAUUUGUUUCGGGCACAGAACUUAUUCAUCUUGCAAUACUGCAUCCCAGAAAGCUCUGUGUUUAUUCAGUAUCUGGCACAUUGGGAAAUGUGGAGCAUGGAAACCAAUAUCAAAUUAAGUUAAUGUAUGAACACAACCUUCAGAGAACUGCAUGCAACAUGAUCUAUGGGCCAUUUGGAGGAGUGAAAGGUCGAGAUUUGAUUUGUAUCCAGUCAAUGGAUGGGAUGCUCAUGUUUUUUGAACAGGAAAGCUAUGCGUUUGGUCGGUACUUGCCAGGAUUUCUUUUACCAGGUCCAUUGAGUUACAGCCCCAGGACAGAUUCCUUUGUUACUGUCUCGUCUUGCCAACAGGUUGAAAGCUAUAAAUACCAGGUGCUUGCCGUCGCAACAGAUGCAAAUUCCAGGAAGGAGACAGAACAGCAAAUGAUUGGUGCUGGGAAAAGACUGGUGGCAGACUGGAUACUGAACAUUGGAGAACAGGCACUGGAUAUAUGUGUUGUCUCCUUUAAUCAAACUGCUUUCUCUAUUUUGAUUCUUGGUGAGAGAAAUUUCUUCUGCCUAAAAGAGAACGGACAGAUCCGCUUCAUGAAAAAACUUGAUUACAGUCCAAGCUGCUUCCUUCCAUAUUGUUCAGUGAAUGAUGGAACAAUAAACAGCCUAGUCGGAAACCAUAAUAACAUGUUGCUCGUGUACCAGGAUGUGACACUCAAGUGGGCAGCACAGCUUCCUCAUAUCCCCGUUGCAUUAAGGGUUGCAAGUUUCCAGGAUCUAAAAGGAGUGAUUGUCACUCUGAGUGGCAGUGGCCAGUUACAGUGCUCCUACCUUGGUACAGAUCCUUCUCUUUUCCAGGCCCCUAAAGUAGAGUCCAGGGAUAUCAACUAUGAAGAAUUGGAUGUAGAAAUGAAAGAACUUCAGAGAAUUAUUAAAGAGUCCUCAAAAACACAAGAUAUUUUGCCCAGGUUUGAUAAGGAAGAUGAUUUGACCUUAGUGGCAACUGUUUCCUCUGAGCUUGAUUCUGUAUCUCAAUCAUUUGACAGUGAAGUGGAGUCAGAAAACAUCCCGUCUUUAACUGUAAAGUUCUGUGUAGGGACCAGGUUAAAUGUACAGAAAUCUGUGCUGUCCAUUAGCAUCCCACCUCCGUUAGCUGUUACUCAAGACAAGUUCAUUUUUGAUUCAUUAGAGGCAGGGAUAACAAAGACAGCAAGUAUUUCUGUGUUCCUGAAGGGAAACUGUCCACCCGCUGAUCUUGAAGGAAGUGCUGUGAUUUCAUAUAGUAUGCCUACAGGUGUGCCUAGAGUAUUGCAGUGUAGAUUUCGACUUCCACUGAAGCUGGUUUGCUUUCCAGUGCAGCCAUCAAAAGCAGCUAACCACAAAUUAACCAUUGAUACCAACAAACCUCCAGUUAAUUUAAUUAACCUUUUUCCAGAUUUUGUUGAUCAAACUCAGGAUGACCAGCUCAGUGUUCUAGGAUUCCAGUUGCUCGCCGGUCGAAAAGUCACUCUUCUUGCGUCUAAAACAUCUCAGAGAUAUAGGAUUCAAAGUGAGCAAUUUGAAGAUCUUUGGCUUGUUACCAAAGAACUAAUUUUACGUUUUGAGGAUUAUUUUCGGAAGCAAGGAGUAAAAGACUUUACAUGUUCUUUCUCUGGGCCAGUGCCGCUGCAGGAAUAUUUUGAGUUAAUUGACCAACACUUUGGGUUGCGCCUGGAUGCAGAGAAAUACGACAGUCUCUUAUCUGAGCGUGCUGUACAGUUUCGUGCAAUACAAAGACUUCUUCUUACCCGAUUCAAAGAUAAGACACCUGCUCCAUUGCAAAAUCUGGAUACCUUACUGGAUGGAACAUACAGACAGGUAACUGGUAUAGCAGAUGCUGCUGAGGAAUGCCAACGCAAAUUGUUCAGAGGCUUCACGAGACUCAAGAGUGCUACACAGCUGAUUGUUUUGCUUAUAGGACUAUGGCAGAAGCUUAGCAAGGACCAGGUGGCCAUUUUGGAAGCAACAUUUUUACCAUUACACAAAGACAAUCAAGAGCUGGGUUGGGAAGAGUCAGUGGAUGCAGCAGUAUCUCAUCUAUUAAGAACUUGUCUAUCUAAAAGUUCUAAGGAGCAGGCGCUUAACCUCACUAGCCAAUUGAGCAUCCCAAAAGAUACAUCUAGGCUGAAGAAACACAUCACCUUACUGUGUGAUAGAUUAACCAAAGGUGGGAGGCUCUCAUUAAGUGCUGACUCAGGAUCACAACAAGCCAUAGUAAUGCCAGGACUCCCCUUGACUACUCCUGUGCUACAGAACAAUGCGUAGUGUUUCCUUUGUAGUUA